This is a messenger RNA of Cebus imitator (Panamanian white-faced capuchin), 999 nucleotides long. It is a transcript of the gene RSPH9, whose product is annotated as radial spoke head component 9. Gene Ontology annotation, cellular component: axoneme. Gene Ontology annotation, biological process: axoneme assembly; cilium movement involved in cell motility; motile cilium assembly. The coding region runs from base 66 to 974 and encodes 302 amino acids. Lineage: Eukaryota; Metazoa; Chordata; Mammalia; Primates; Cebidae. The record is from RefSeq and is a predicted model, not a curated record. The transcript has 6 exons.
UCAGGUCUCCAUGGAGACGGCUUCUCCUGGCAACCAGACGGGCGUUGGGCAGAGCCGCAAGCCUGAUGGACGCCGAGAGCCUCCUGCUGUCGCUGGAGCUGGCGUCCGGCAGUGGGCAGGGCCUCAGUCCGGAUCGUCGGGCCUCGCUGCUCACGUCUCUUAUGCUGGUUAAGCGCGACUACCGCUACGAUCGGGUUCUCUUCUGGGGCCGCAUUCUCGGCCUGGUCGCCGAUUACUACAUCGCGCAGGGCCUGAAUGAGGACCAGCUCGCACCGCGCAAGACGCUCUACAGCCUGAAUUGCACAGAGUGGAGCCUCUUGCCCCCUGCCACAGAGGAGAUGGUGGCGCAGUCGUCUGUGGUGAAGGGCCGCUUCAUGGGGGACCCAUCACACGAGUAUGAACACAUUGAGCUGCAGAAGGUGAAUGAAGGCGAAAAGGUCUUUGAAGAAGAAGUAGUGGUCCAGAUCAAGGAAGAGACCCGCUUAGUGUAUAUCAUUGACCAGAUUGACAAGGCUGUGGCCAUCAUCCCCCGAGGCGCCCUCUUCAAGACCCCUUUUGGACCCACCCAUGUCAACCGGACCUUUGAAGGACUGUCCUUGUCUGAGGCCAAGAAGCUCAGCUCCUACUUCCACUUCAGGGAGCCUGUUGAGCUAAAGAAUAAGACCUUGCUUGAGAAGGCUGACCUGGACCCCUCCUUGGAUUUCAUGGACUCCUUGGAGCACGAUGUCCCCAAAGAUGAAGAAACAGGGGCUCAGAGACUUAAACCCAAGGACACAGGUCCUGGAGUAUCCAGAUGGAGAGGGGCAAUGCCCUGGUGGUGCUGCGCAGCCUGCUCUGGCCAGGCCUCACCUUCUACCAUGCUCCCCGCACCAAGAACUAUGGCUACAUCUAUGUGGGCACUGGUGAGAAGAACAUGGACUUGCCCUUCAUGCUAUAGAAGGCGCCAGCCUGGAUUUUUAAACACAGCAUCUUAACAUGAUUUUCUUAAGCUUCAGUGAA